Indicator indicator is the source of this 288-nucleotide messenger RNA. RefSeq names its product interleukin-8-like. Gene Ontology annotation, molecular function: chemokine activity; CXCR chemokine receptor binding. Bases 1 to 288 code for a protein of 95 amino acids. Gene Ontology annotation, biological process: chemokine-mediated signaling pathway; inflammatory response; neutrophil chemotaxis. The record is from RefSeq and is a predicted model, not a curated record. The transcript has 3 exons. Lineage: Eukaryota; Metazoa; Chordata; Aves; Piciformes; Indicatoridae. Gene Ontology annotation, cellular component: extracellular region.
AUGAUGGGUAAAGCUGCCACUGCUGUCCUGACUCUUCUCCUGAUCUCUACGCUUGGAGCUGAAGGUAAUGCCCUGCCACGGUCAGCGAUUGAGCUCCGGUGCCAGUGCCUGGGCACCCAUUCCAAGUUCAUCCACCCCAAGUUCAUCCAGAAUGUCAACCUCAUCCCCAGUGGACCCCACUGCAAGAACGUUGAAGUCAUAGCUACCCUGACAGACGGCAGAGAAGUGUGCCUGGAGCCCACAGCUCCCUGGGUGAAGCUGAUCAUCAAGGCCAUUCUGGACAAGUGA